Molecule: messenger RNA, 1164 nt
Organism: Meloidogyne enterolobii
Lineage: Eukaryota; Metazoa; Nematoda; Chromadorea; Rhabditida; Meloidogynidae
Source: the annotation of a GenBank genome assembly
AAAAAUGUAUCCUUUUCAAAAUCAACAACAGCAGCAGCAACAACAUGUACCUUUGCCACCUUCACAACAAACGCAUUAUCAACUUCGUUACCCUCCAGCAAUGCUGCCGCCCAAUCACGCUGCUGCUGCAGCUGCAGCAACAAUGGGCCAACCUCCUCCCUUCCAACCACCACCAGCAACAGGCCAAGCACAUCAACAACAUCCCCUUCAGCAACAAGCGAUGUAUCAAUAUCACAUGGCAGCACCACAUCCUUCCACAUUUCCGCCCCAUCCAAGUAAUAUCUAUAUUGCUUCAUCUUCCUUACAACAACAUGCUCAAGCACCACAACAACUUCCUUCUGGGGGGCAAAAUGGAAUAGUUAGUGGUGGACAUCCAUCACUUCUUGGAGGUGCUAAUAUUCAUCCAGGCAUUAAACCUUCUCAAAGAGAAUCAGUAGACAAAUUAGUAAUGCAAAUAUCCAACCCAAAACAACAAAUAACUCCAGAAUUGGCAUAUGAAAGACGUUUCUUCUUUGAAAGGCUUAUAAUGUUAAAUGAACAACAUGGGGAAGUUUUGAGUGGUCCACCACAAGUUUCUAAAUCGCCAGUGGAUUUAUACUCGCUUUAUUAUGCUGUUAAAUUACGUGGAGGAUUUGAGAAGACAAUUCGCGACAAAAUUUGGAAAAAUUUAUGUGUUGAUGCAAAUACUGAAAUGCAACAAUCAUCAGCAGCAGGCUUUCAACUACGCAAGCAUUAUCAAAAAUAUUUAUUAAGAUUGGAGUGCCUUGAAACUGGCCAAAAUAUAAAAGAAUUGGUUGAUUUUGCUGAAAAACAAAAAAAGAAGAAAAAAGAAAAAGAAGUUAUUCCCCCAACAGCAGCAACGCCAAUACCUACAGCUGGAGGUCCUGGUACUCCUUCAUCAAGUACUUCAUCUUCUGUAGCUGGGAAAGAGGAACAACAACAAAUUAAAGGAGAACAACAACAACAACCACAAAGACCUUCUCCAUUUGGAGGUGUUGUUAAUGCUUAUCCUCCAACACAAGGUUCUUUAAAAUAAAUUUUUUUGAGAUUGGGUAUCCUAACUUUUUACUAGAGGGAAGAGAUAAGUACAUAUUAUUAAUCAGUUGGACCUCACUAUAAGAGGUUCGACUGAUUAUUAAAAAGAAGAGAGAGGGUUUUCUUUGG